GUAGGGCUACGUGGUGAGGAGUGGGACCCUUGUCGUGCACCAACACCACGAUGGAUGACUACCCGAUGUAUGGGUUGCUGGUUGGGUUCUCCCUCUGGGGGACCCUCUGGCGUCUCCUCUUUCCUCUGGGAUUUUGGCAUACCUUGUGUGUAGAGUAGGGCCCACCCGAGGUGGUACCGCCACCCAACCAUACACGAGGGAGGAGGAGGAGAAGAUGGCCACCAUCCUGCAGGAGAGGAAGGAGAAGGAGGCCAAGAAGAAGGCCUUGAAAGAAGAACAGGCGGCCAAAUUGAAGAAGAUGGAGGAAGAAAUGGCCAGGGAGAAGGAGAGGCUGAUAAAGGAAGAAGAGGAGAAGCUGAAGGAGGUGGAUGAAGAGGAGGAGGGACCACCACUGCAAAGGAGUGGGCAGCACAGCGGCCGCAACAGUGAUGAGAUGGAGAAGAAGAUUUCGGAGUGGGUCGCCAACUUAUCCCUGGGAGAGGAGGAAGAGGUUGCUAUGUACAUCCCCAAGGAUGAGCAAGAAGCCGCCAUGAAGAAAUGGGAAGCAAAAGAAGAUGUUCUGACGCGGCGAGUGAUGGAGGAUGAACAAAGGAUGGCGUGGAAGCUCGCAGUGACGAGGGAGAAGAAGAGAAGAGUGGACGCGGCGAAUGCGGCAAUGCAGGAACUGGAGGAGGUGAGGGCUGCCGUAACAACACAAUUGAUUCCGCAAGUGGAUCUCCAACGUAAAGUGGAGAUCAUCGCCCAGAGCGUUGAGCGGUUAGCUAAAGUGCAAGAAAGGCACUUUGAGUUUAGUCGCAGCCAGGAGAUAUCUGUACGCUCGAUGCGAAUAGGCUUACGGGAUUUUGCUCGCGAACUAGUAGGCGCUGUGGGAUCCGAGGAGACUCCCACACCACAUGUGCMUAUGGCAGAGGUUGCAGGYCGGUGUCUAGACAGCUGUCCCGAAACUGCUUGUGUUAGAGUUUCGCUAGACACCUCCCUCACAGGCGUGGCCAAAGAGUUGAAAGAGAGGAUGCCCGCCUGGGCCAAGAUGAAGAAGGAGAAUAAAGGGCAGCUUAUAUUGCUAGAUACAUARAUUUUUAGAAGUAGAGUAGGGGCCCUAGUAGACUCAGGGGCCACCCGCAGCUAUAUUAGUAAGAAAGCGCUGCAAAAGUUGAAGCUGGGACUUAAAGUCCAGAAAUUGACAGACCCCAUAGUAAGUAUCCUCGCAGACAAUCGUACUAUGGUCGUAGAGGAGUAUGUAGAGGGAGUCCAGGCAUAUUUCCGCCUAGAGAAGGAUGGGAAAGUGGAGAAGGUCCUCCACUCCCUGACUCUCCUCGUAGAAGACAGCCUCCCAUUUGAUAUUGUCUUGGGAAUGGAUUGGGGAGAGGCAGCCGGGGCCACGCUCCAUUUGAAGGAGCACGAGUGUAGGCUCCCUAGUUCCUCAGGCGAGGCUAAGACUGCACGCCUGUUCCAUAAGUCAGGGGUAGAGAAUUCCUUGGCGCACUGCUGCCUUAGUGCCCCCGCGUUCGCCAGAUUAGUGAAGAAGGAGAAAUUGAAUGAGAAGGUCUUUGUUGCCUAUGUGAAGCCAGUGACUGAGCCUACGGAAGAAAAACCGAUGGACCCUGCGAUUGCCAAGCUGCUGGAAGAGUUCAAGGACCUAACCGAGCCGCCGAUAGGAGUGGUACCGCGGCCCAUCCAGCACCGUAUUGAGAUAGAGCCUGACAGUAGGACUCCUAAGGGCGCUGUAUAUAGGAUGUCCCCACGGGAGUUAGAGGAGCUUCGCAAGCAGUUAGACGAGCUCCUCGAGAAGGGUUGGAUUAGGCCCAGUUCGUCCUCUUUCGGAGCACCUGUCCUCUUUGUUCCUAAGAAAGAGGGAGAGCUGAGAAUGUGCAUAGACUAUAGGGGUCUGAAUGCUAUUACAGUGAAAAAUGUUGAGCCACUGCCGAGGAUAGACGAUCUCUUAGACCGAGUGCACGGGGCCAAGUAUUUUUCUAAGAUAGAUUUAAAGUCCGGAUAGCAUCAGAUAGAGGUACACCCUGAUGAUCAUUAUAAGACAGCCUUCCGGACUAGGUACGGGCAUUACGAG
Messenger RNA from Chara braunii, 2065 nucleotides. NCBI's taxonomy places the organism in Eukaryota, Viridiplantae, Streptophyta, Charophyceae, Charales, Characeae. The record is from the annotation of a GenBank genome assembly.